Filobasidium floriforme is the source of this 1970-nucleotide messenger RNA. RefSeq lists its product as uncharacterized. The coding region runs from base 6 to 1811 and encodes 601 amino acids. The transcript is spliced from 9 exons. The record is from RefSeq and is a predicted model, not a curated record. NCBI's taxonomy places the organism in Eukaryota, Fungi, Basidiomycota, Tremellomycetes, Filobasidiales, Filobasidiaceae.
CGGACAUGCAAGGUGGUAAGCAACCAGGCACUCAUGCUAUAAGCGGAACGGUCGAUAUAUAUUCAGCUCGUCUAGAGUUAUAUUUAAACAGCUUGAUGGAUCGAUCGUCGCCUACUUUGCUUAUAAACCGUCCAGAAAUUCGGGCUCUAUUGGACGAAUACGCACGAACACCUCUGGAAGAUCUCUUCCGGGAAGGAAACAUCAGCGCAUACCGCCUCUCAGAUACAGAAGAAGGGGACACCUUCCAGUUACGAUGGCAGUUGAAAACGACUGACACAACCGGGACGCCCGAUAUCUCCUUCAGGCUCAUAGGUGAAGUCAGGCACUCUCAAGAACGUCAAGAAAAUCGCUCGGACCAACGCAUAGAAUGCGCUCGAGUGUCUCGGAAGAGCCUGUCGAAAUGGUUUGCAGACAAAGAAUAUCCGUCUUGGAUGACAGCCACGAUCGAUGGACUACCGAACAGAGAGCAAGUCUGGGCCAUACUAGAUCCCAAAGAGACAGUUCAGGAGACUAGAGAAGAGUCGCAAAGAAGUCUUGGAAGCCCAUUUCGCAGCUCUCCUGCGCGAAGGCUCCGAUCCACCAGGUCGACUGGUUCUGCGUUUUCAAUACAAACAAGAGCACCCCUUUCGUCCUCCAGAAGUUCACACACCAGAAACAACUCAUUCAAACAACGGAGCACUUCGUCUCAAACCAAUUUUAGCGAUUCACCUUUCCGUUUACCAGGUCCUCCUGCGUCAGCGAACCGUCGAAUGGACAAACUUCGCCGUCGCACAUCCGACAGCUCGGCUGUAUCGCCGGAAACUUUCCGUCUGACUUUGCAGGGUUUCAAAAUGCCUGGGGAUUUGCUAUUGAGCUGCAACGUCACCUCCAAUGAGCUCACCGAUGUGCAAAAGAGGUACUUGAAGGGUCUAAUGCGCAAUAAUCCGCAAAGUGUUUCCUGGGAUGAUCAAACUACACAAGUCGAAUGGGCGAUGGCUGUCGAUCUGAUCCCUGUCCAAAACAGCCGCAUCGUAUUGCGCAUUCAUUUUCUGCCAAAUACAGCUCAUGCUCGACAUUCCCUCCUCGGUGCAUACCAUGAGCAAGGCAUAUCGUUAUCUUGGAUUUCGCAAAUAUGGCCGGAGGCGAACUACCCUAAUUGGAUGGAGGCCAAGUGGACUAAACAUCCGGAUCCCCAUGUUAAAAGCGCGGUGAGAAGGACUUUCGAGAGGAUAAAACAGCGUAUCGCACAUGGAAGUCAAGUCAUCAUAUCUAGCUCUGAUUCGGCCAUUGGACUUUCUGACGAUGAAAUCUGCACUUAUCAGACGCAACAAGCUGAAUCCGUUGACACGAGUUGCUUGAGCUCGUAUUUUGCGCCGAAUCUUACCGCCAGUCCGAUCUCAUACCAUGAAACUGCGGAAACAUGCGCUUUGACAGGUCAACCACGACUUGAAUUCGGGCAUGACCUGGGAUACUCACCAUCCCAUACGGGCAAAGGAUAUGCGUCUCAGUGGUCGCACGACUGGACCAACGACGGUGCAACCGUCUUUCACUGCCACCUCUCCCAGAACUACACGGAUGCCUGGCAAAAUCCCGCCAAAGAUCAACCUUCAACCGGCGCUAGUAUUUUGGGACUCGGGAUGCAGUCGUUACCAGAUGGCUCAUUCCCUUCUCCGGCUGAUAACAAUCCUCUUCAAGAAGAUAUCGCUGAUGCGUGGACGAGCGAGGACACAAACUAUGGCUUAGUGCCGGUGUCAAAUAACUGCGACUACAGCUUGUGUCAGACUGCCGAUGACCAAACUUUUCGUUCUCCCACGAGUGAUCGAGGUUCGUAGGGCGGUUGGUCGCCUGUUUCGAUGCCACCCGUGGAAUCGGUAUUUAGAAAUGAGCUAGAUAGCUGAACGAGGGGAUUUCCGCUCGUCCAACUUGUCUGGUCUCGAAAUCGAUGACAGCAGCAGUCGCAGACCAGAGUGAUCUUCGUUAUAACAUUAUCA